AUGAUUAGAAGGGCCCCUACCACCUUGCAGCUUAGCCACGACGACGUGUCCUCCCUGAUCGACGAUCUCAACGAGCAGAAGCUCAAGCAACAGCUAAAUAUCGAAAAGACAAAAUACUUCCAAGGGAAAAAUGGCGGAUCGCUACACUCCCAUACGGACAUCCAAGACGUGUCACAGAAUAUCGAAGACAACGAUAAUGAUGACGAUGACGACAUGUCAUCUUACAACGACAAACCAGCCUCUGUCGCGCACAAUAGGGUCCUCAAUUCCUUGCAUUUGUCUACUGACAGCAAUACCGCCCACGAGACGUCCAAUGCAACCGACAACCACAACCCUUUUUACAUUCGCGAGGAAUAA
Saccharomyces paradoxus is the source of this 357-nucleotide messenger RNA. It is a transcript of the gene CDC26, whose product is annotated as anaphase promoting complex subunit CDC26. Gene Ontology annotation, biological process: anaphase-promoting complex-dependent catabolic process. Gene Ontology annotation, cellular component: anaphase-promoting complex. The transcript has a single exon. Bases 1 to 357 code for a protein of 118 amino acids. NCBI's taxonomy places the organism in Eukaryota, Fungi, Ascomycota, Saccharomycetes, Saccharomycetales, Saccharomycetaceae. The record is from RefSeq and is a predicted model, not a curated record.